CUUACGUAAUUCAUAUUCAUGAGCAAAACGUUUGACGUAGCAGGAUUUGUAAAUCUGCUGGCGGGAGGAAGACGGUUCGUGUUUACAGUCACUCGUUUAAUUUCACACAAGUAUGUCUCGACUACUUAACUGUAUUGUUGCAGUUUGUCCCGACAUGGGAAUAGGGAAAAAUGGAAAUCUACCAUGGCACCCAAUAAGACUGAGUAAUGAAUUCAAGCACUUUCAGAGGAUGACCAUGACCCCUUCAGUGGAAGGGAAAAAGAAUGCAGUCAUAAUGGGCAGAAAGACGUGGUUCUCUAUUCCAGCAUCAAACAGACCCCUAAAGAACAGAAUCAACAUAGUACUCAGCAGAGAACUGAAGACAGCCCCAGAGGGAGCUCACUAUCUUGCUUCAGACUUUACUUCGGCCCUCAGUCUAUUGGACAGCCCUGAGCUCGAAAAACAAGUGGACCUGGUUUGGAUAAUUGGAGGCAGCGCUUUGUACAAGGAGGUGAUGGAGAGCCCGGGUUCCAGGCGUCUUUUUGUAACACGGGUCCUCAAACAGUUUGACUGCGACACGUUUUUGCCAGAUAUUAACAUGGACAAGUACAAGCUUUUGCCUGAAUUCCCGGCUGUUCCCACAGGCUUGCAAGAGGAGAAUGGCGUUCAGUACAAAUUUGAAGUGUAUGACAGUGUUGACAACUGAAAAGAAAAGCUUUUAGAUGAUGUUAAGGUUGGAAAAAGGAUCUACUUUGCUUGUUGAUGCUUUAAAGGAAAACCUUUAAAACCACUGUUUUUCAAUAUUUUACUAUGUUCUUACCUCAACUUAGACAAAUUAAUACACACCUAUAAUUUUUCAGUGCGUGCACUUAUUCUUUGUACAGCGUGGCGUGAAUGUGUUAGCAUUUAGCCUAGCCCCAUUAAUUCCUUAGGAUCCAAACGGGGAUGAAUUUAGGAGCCAUCAAACACCUCCAUGUUUUUCCUAUUUAAAGACUGUUACUUAAGUAGUUACACGAGUAUGUAUGGUGGCACAAAACAAAACUUGGUGUUUUUUAAGCAGAUAAAAAAUGAGAACUAUAUUGUAUGGCAGAAGAGCACUUAGUUUGCAACACUUCAACCUCGGCGCGCAGUAACAUCAUCACUCCUGACUACUCCCACUCGCUCAAAAUUUUUCGUCCACCUAAAAAAUCGUCACGUUUUAUUUUGUGCCACCAUACUUACUCGUGUAACUACUCAUGUAACAGUCUUUAAAUAGGGAAAACAUGGAAGUGUUUGAUGGCUUCUAAAUUCAUCCCUGUUUGAAUCCUAAGGAAUGAAUGGGGUUAGCUAAAUGCUGACACGCUGUACAAAGAUUAAGUGCACGCAUUGAAAAUAGAUGGGUAUGUAUUAAUUCAUUUAAGUUGAGGUAAGAACAUAGUAAAUGUUAAAAAAGGGUGGUGUUUUCCUUUAAUGGAAGACAUGAGUUUAAACCUGGCAUUUGUAUUUACCUCAUCACCCCCCCCCCCCUUAAAGUCUCCCACUUUCUUAUUAAUAAAAGUGGCAAAAGCUCAAACUUUAAAAUCAGUGCGAUGUUAUAAUGUCACUGUCAGUAUUAUUUGGUUUCUAUUUAACAAAAAAAUUUACUGACAAAAUCGGAAAAAGAUGGGAUAAGAGGAAAGGAGAGAGAUAUGGAAGAUAGAAAAAUUUGAGUACCCAGCGCAAGCCAGACACAAACCUGUGUCUCCCAUAAGCACAACACCUCAAUGUGUCAGAACAUGGCUGCUAACCGCUAGGCACAGAUUAAUCAAUUAGUCAUUAAUCAAGUUUAUACCAGUUGUUAUACCUUGGUUAUUGUUUCAAAUAUUCACAAAUAUCUUUUUUAUCCCAAUAAAUUGUCUUUCCUA
Messenger RNA from Misgurnus anguillicaudatus (oriental weatherfish), 1862 nucleotides. It is a transcript of the gene dhfr, whose product is annotated as dihydrofolate reductase. Gene Ontology annotation, biological process: tetrahydrofolate biosynthetic process; dihydrofolate metabolic process; folic acid metabolic process. Lineage: Eukaryota; Metazoa; Chordata; Actinopteri; Cypriniformes; Cobitidae. Gene Ontology annotation, cellular component: mitochondrion. The record is from RefSeq and is a predicted model, not a curated record. Gene Ontology annotation, molecular function: dihydrofolate reductase activity; NADP binding.